GACUGGCUUUUAUUCAAACAUGUUUUUCUCAUCUCCUGGAACAAGAAAAGUGGUUAUCUUAGUAUUCAUUAUUCUUCUACUGUUAGGUUGUCAGCUAAAGAGAACAGAACACAAGGUUAAGUUUGUAUGUGAGCAGCAGGCAGGCGAGGAAAAUGAAGGCGCUUACAGCUACAAUCAUACGCCUUAACAGAGCUGGACAAGAAUGUUAAGAAGCAUCUACAGUAGUGUGUGGGUCUGCCACCUACAGAUGAGUCAACUAAUCCCAAAUCAAUCAGAACUCUGUAAUAAAGGAGCAAAGUCUAAACAACCCCCCCCCUUUCUGACUUCCUCACUUCCCUGGCUCCUGACUCUGCUGUCAUGCAACUCGAGCAAGGGGAACACAAUAUUGGAGGGCAAGAGGGGCAGCAGACCGAUCCAUGGUACCAAAAAAAGAACCCAGAAAAUAACACCCCCAAAUGGACCAUGGUGUGGCCGGGCCUUGAACUAACCCUUAAGUACAGAUGCCACCAGACCUGCCCUGAAUAGCCAACAAGUAUCUAACAUUUGGCUGCAAAUGCAACAUUUGGCCCGUCCUUCUACCACUGAAAACAAGGUCGCGCUCUCCCCGAACCGUAAGCCCCGCCCUAGCUCAACAACGUCUUCUAGCCAAGGGACACGUUCUGCGACCGUCGCGCGACCCCAGGGAACAGGUAACUCGAGCCUCGACUUCAGGGACAGGCGAUGACGUCACCCCGCCUAGCAUCGCGAGACUGCCGUCUCCCUCCCCCGGCUCCCGGCGCUCCCAACCGCCCGCGCCUGCAGCCUGGCAGCGGCGGGGAUGGCGAGCCGCGGAGCCGAGGUGGUGACGAGAGCAGCGGUUCCGCCAUUGGAUGAGGAGGCCUGAGGGACGGGCCAGCGGCGUACAAGGAGAGAGCGAGGCUGUUGGCCCCGGGAGAGCGAGGGCAAUGGAGGCCAACAUGCCGAAGCGGAAAGAGCCUGGCAAGUCCCUCCGCAUCAAAGUCAUCUCCAUGGGCAACGCCGAAGUGGGAAAAAGCUGUAUUAUAAAGCGAUACUGUGAGAAGAGAUUUGUGUCCAAAUACCUGGCAACAAUUGGAAUUGACUAUGGAGUCACAAAGGUACAAGUCAGAGACAGAGAAAUCAAAGUUAACAUCUUUGAUAUGGCGGGACAUCCCUUCUUCUACGAGGUUCGUAAUGAGUUUUACAAGGACACACAGGGUGUGAUGCUGGUCUAUGAUGUUGGGCAGAAAGAGUCCUUUGAUGCUUUGGAUGCUUGGCUAGCGGAAAUGAAACAAGAGCUUGGACCUCAUGGAAACAUGGAAAAUAUUAUAUUUGUAGUGUGCGCCAACAAGAUCGACUGUACCAAGCACCGCUGUGUAGAUGAAAGUGAAGGGCGUCUGUGGGCUGAAAGUAAAGGGUUCCUGUACUUUGAAACUUCAGCACAAACUGGGGAAGGAAUCAAUGAGAUGUUCCAGACCUUUUAUGUGUCCAUAGUUGAUUUAUGUGAAAAUGGCGGGAAACGUCCUACCACAAAUAGCAGUGCUAGUUUCACCAAAGAACAAGCAGACACCAUUCGCAGAAUUCGAAAUAGUAAAGAUAGUUGGGACAUGCUGGGUGUCAAACCUGGGGCUUCAAGGGAUGAAGUCAAUAAAGCCUAUCGCAAACUUGCUGUGCUUCUCCACCCUGACAAAUGUGUAGCACCUGGUAGUGAAGACGCCUUCAAAGCAGUUGUGAAUGCCCGGACAGCCCUCCUGAAAAAUAUCAAGUGAAAAGUAGAGAAAAAGAAACAAGUGUGGGACUGGUGUGCAAGCAAACUCUUCCUGGAGGUGAAAUAGCCAACAUGGAGCUUCCUUCACAUAAUCUCACUGCUCUGUUCACUCACGGGUUGUCAGUUGUAAAUCAGUAUUUGGGUACCUGUUUCCAUUCAUAGACAUCUUACUGAGAUGACCUGCCUGCGUAUGAAGUGAACUGAGAGACUUAAUUUCAUAAUUCUAGAUAAUCUGGAUUUUUUUCUCAUUCAUUUGUAAGCUCUGUAAUUGUAGUAUCCCUUAGCAUUUCACUUAGGAAAGUCCUCAAGGUUUCUGGAAGGAGGGUGGGAGGACGGGAGGACCCGAGAACCCUUUCACUUUUCCUUUCACCAUUAGAGAAGGAAAUAACAAAAAAGGAGGCAGACAACCUCAGAACCACUGAAGGUUUAGUGUGACCUUAGAAGCAAGUUGCUCCUUUUACACUGUGUUCCUUGGGUGGUAUUUUAACCAUCAAUCUGUAAGGAAUGAAUCUUGGCAGCCUUUUAGAAGUUUGUGAAGUGUGGCGAUACAGUUCUGAAUUUAGCCUCUCUUUUAUGAUAGUCACUUUGUUCCCCUUCUCCAACCACCAGGGGGAGAGACAAGCCAGUCCUAAGAGGACAGGCAAUGGCAGCCACCACGUCUGGGCCUAAUGGCUGCAGUUUGAGGCUUUUCCCUUGCUGUAGAAACGGCUGCUGGUGGCAGUAGCCAGUACUUUGCCCCUGGGAGUGAGGAGUCAGCCUUGAAAUGCAAAUCCUUGCAGGUCACACCUGAAGGAAAGGCAAGUCGAUGCACAGGCAGGCAGCUGCUCAGCAAGCCUGGCCUCCCAUUUGCGUCUUCGCCACUGUUAUUUCCUUUUUUUACUCCAUUCUCCUCCCCACAUUUUUUUACAUCCCAUGUCUGCCAUCAUUUCUCUCUUGAAUCCCUGGCUUCUGGCCACUGCCUCCUCCCUCUUCCCUUCCUAGCCCUGACCUGGACCUGGUUGGCCAGAGACAAGUGUGGGUCCUCUGGUAGAUGGGGGUAUAAGGGAGCUCUUAGGGCCUACGUGGGGAGGAAUCUCUAAUUUUUGCCUGGGUUGCAAAUUUCUCAAGAGUAAUCUUUUUAAACUACAGUUUAUGAAAUACAUUCUCUGGCCACAGUCUGCUCCUCUGUAUGUGAGGAGUAUCAGCACUGGCGUUUCUUAAAGCUCUCCUAGAACUAGCCUCAUUACUUAACUUAUUACAUCAUCAAUCUUGUUCCGUUACUCAUAUUUUUUAACUGUAUAUUUUAACUAAUUGGGGCUUUAAAGUAUAUAUAAUGUUACUGGAAAUUUUAAAAAGCUAUCCCAUGUUGAUUACUUAAAGCAUCUACCCUACCACCUAUAGCAAGAAAAGCUACUUUCAUAUAAUCCGUGCCCACUGCAGUCUGCAGGAUUUUUACUUCUGCCAGAGCAGCUUCACCUGUAUGACUAUGCUCAGGCUGUAUUGUGCUUGUCCUCAGGAAGCCAGACCAUUAUUUUUUUUUUUUUUUUUUUGGCCGGGGCAGGGUUUGAACCCGCCACUUCCGGCAUAUGGGACCAGCACCCUACUCCUUGAGCCACAGGUGCAUUAUUUUAAAGUAUAAGUUCUCAUCUUGGUGAUAUUGAAAAUGCUUUCUUUUCUGAACUGUGAUCUAUGAAUUCCUAAAAGAUUUUCUCUGGCCUUUGAAUUAGCUUCUGGGGCUGCAGAACUCCAACCCACAGUUCUUCUGGACCUAAAUCCUUUAGCUUAAGGAAAGCCUUCAUCAUGCCUAAAGUACUCAAACAUCCAUCUGUUCUUGCAACAGAAUGUAGGCGUUAUAUGAAUGAGGGAUCAUGCAUGGCAGUGUCAGCCCAAAUUGACAUGACAGCUGAAUAUGUAGCCCUGAAUAAAAGCUGAUGCCAGUUUUCAUCACUGUUACUAAAUACUAGAUUGGUCACCUUGUUCAACUAUACUGUACAGGUGAGCACUUAAAACAGAAUUCCUUAGUGUUCCCACAUUCAUAUCCUCAUAAGUGACUUAGUGAAAUUUAGUCCUAGCUUGAUGCUUAGGCCUUGGGACUCGGUUUUCAACACCUCUGUUAUUAACAUUAAGGAUAUACUACUUCAUUUAUGUAAAAGAAAUAAAAUAAAGGUUUUAGGGUCCUAGAAUUUUUCUGAUUUCCAUAAUUCUUCUGCAGAAUAUUAAGAAAUAAGAAAAGACGAUCUGCAAUGGAAUUUUUUUUGGUACUAACUUCAUGCAAAAUUUUACAGACCUCUAAUGCAGUAAUUUAAAUUCCUGGUGCAAAUAUGUACUUUGUAGUUCAACCUUAUUGAAAGUUCUCCAGUCAGUUAGGAUUGCAAAGUACAUCACCAAGAGUUAACAAGUAGCAGGAUAAUUUCAAUGGCUAAAAAAAAUUUUAUAGAAAAUCUUGUUUUUCACAAAAGAACAAAAGUUUGAAGAGCUAUUAUUAAAGAAAAGCCAUGUCUUCAACAUCUGAGUCACCAAGAAGUAACACUUUUUAAACUUGUGAGAAAUCCCCAGAGGCAUUUCAAAUUAACAGCCUAACCUACCUAAGCACUUUAAAAUAUACCCUUCUCUGGUUCCUUUGUUCCCCUUUCUGUGCCUCCCUUUGAAUUGAUAUUCUCAACUGUUAAUAUUUCUUCUUCAAAUUGUUACUUUAUUUCUUCAUAUAGAUAUGUCUCUGGUUUUAUUAGUCUCUUAAAAGUUCAGCCAUGGGGAUCAUGGUAUUGCUACCCAAGAUAAACUGCUGUAAUGCCAUAGAUCGCAUACCAUUCUUUAAGAUUUACAUUUACCUCGGGAAACUUACUCUAAUAUAUUCUCAUAUAUUGAAUUCUCAACUGGUAAAUAUGUCUCUGUACCUGUGAACUAGCACCUAAUUCACUGUUAGUUAAAUGAGCUAAAUUUCUGAAGGAUAGCGAGAGUAGUAAGCAAGCAGCCCCUACAGGCUCCAUGCCCCUGAGGACAAUGACCGCAGAGGGAGGACAAUCACUGCACAGGAGGUAUUUCAGUCUCAAGUUAGAAGGGUGGAACCGUAAGCUGUAGGCAAUUUGCAUAUUGCUUUUGACCCUCCCUACAAGUAGGGAAUGUUACCAACUUCACCACUGCACCCGAUGGAGCUCUCUGUGCCUGCCAGCAUUUUUGUAAAACUGAAAAUGACUUUAGCUGCAAAAUAUAGCUAAGCACCUUCCAUUGCAAAAUGGAGAGGUUCAUGCUUCUCAUAAUUGAUAUUUAGCACAAUUGUAAGACACAGUUAAUACUGUCUUACAUUGGUUUUUCCAUUAAACUUUUCUAGAGAAGUCAAAAGCUUACAUUGUGACGUGGGGAAGUUAGAUUAUGGCUAAUGAACAGUGCAAUAUUCAGCUGUGCAAUAAAGGCCCUGUUGAUGAGAUGACGACUUUUGUUGGAAAGUUGGACAGUGUUGGUUAGUAGCUUCCUGCAUUAAUUGCUCCCUGGGCAUCUUCCCCUCUGGGUGUAAAUGCAGAGUCUAUAAAUGAACCCUUUGUUUUUACAAGGUAAUUUGCAUAUUUGCUUUCUGUUGAAAUAACUGAAAAUGUUGAAUCUACCAGUUGUUUAUGUCUUGUAUACAGAGUGUCAUAUGUAUUUAAGUUGUGUAUUUUUAUAAAGUAAAGCCAAAUAUCUAA
Molecule: messenger RNA, 5421 nt
Organism: Nycticebus coucang (slow loris)
Lineage: Eukaryota; Metazoa; Chordata; Mammalia; Primates; Lorisidae
Gene: DNAJC27
Product: DnaJ heat shock protein family (Hsp40) member C27
Exons: 7
Coding region: 870-1766 (298 amino acids)
Biological process (GO): phagosome-lysosome fusion
Cellular component (GO): late endosome; phagocytic vesicle; lysosome
Molecular function (GO): GTP binding; GTPase activity
Source: RefSeq, a predicted model, not a curated record